AUGAAGCUAAGCCACUUUGAGGGCCUCUUUGGCCACGUGCAUCAGUCGAUAAGUGAUACCGUGAGCACGGCACGCAAGCACAUCUUCCCGUGGACCCACAAGGAAGUUGCAAAGACACGCAAAGAGUCACCACGUUUGACACCGAGUCAGAGGCGACUGGCGAUCGGUGCGUCAGUCGUGGUGGGCGCACUUACCACCUACACUACUCUGUCCCGUCUCUUCACGCUUUUCGCGCGGCGGCGGUGGUGGCAACUCAUUCAGCAGUGCGAGGCCCGCGAGACGGAGCUGUUCCUCUUUAUCCUCCCUCGCUCACCUUGGGCUCCAAGUUUGUCGCCAGCCUGCACGCGAAUGGAGGCGUUUCUGCGCGCUAACGGGAUCCCGUACAAGGCAAUUGAGACCAUCGACCCACUCGGAGCCCCCAACGGCGAGCUCCCUUUCCUCAUCUACAAGCGCCAGCGCAUUGACCAGCUCCCCAAGAUGAUGGAGCUCAUAACGUCAGAGUUCAACGUGACCAUGGAUGACACACUCACCCGUGAUCAGCGCGCCAUGGGGGCUUUUCUGCGACGUACGCUGGAGUACAGUGUAGAGCGUUUCCUCUAUCGUAUCGUCUUCAUUGAUCACCCGUCCCUGGCGGUGGUGCAGGUUGCCCGUGCACUGCACAUUUCCCAUCUGCGCGCGCGACUCGCCGUGCACUGCUACGCGAUCGAACUCAAGAAGAGGCUUGGCAUCACAGCGUACGGCGCGCUUGCCAGUGAGCAGUACGAGAACGAGUUUUUGCAGGACUGCGAGGUCAUAGAGGCACAGAUUGGCUACAAACGGUACUUGUUCAGCGACACCAACAUGACGAGCUACGACUGCGCCAUAUACUCGCUGCUCGUCCCCUUCGCUUACCUGGGCGACCACACGUUGCUGAGUGCCACCUACUCGACAGUUGCGGGCAGCACGGUGCUGAUGGCAUACAUUACUCGCAUAUCGAAGCGGUUGUUUUCGGACACCAGGUCAGGCUUUGAUGUGGCGAGGAUCUCCUUUGCCGUCUCCAUCCCCUCUGGUGUAGGCGGGGGCGGUGAUGAGACAGUAGUGGAAUCGGGAGAGGAGGAGAAGAGGGAGGUGGUCGCGGACAAGUCACAUUGA
Molecule: messenger RNA, 1131 nt
Organism: Leishmania braziliensis MHOM/BR/75/M2904
Lineage: Eukaryota; Euglenozoa; Kinetoplastea; Trypanosomatida; Trypanosomatidae
Exons: 1
Coding region: 1-1131 (376 amino acids)
Source: RefSeq, a predicted model, not a curated record